CGGCGGCGGGGCCGGUGGCUGGCCUGCACGCACAGUGGAUAUUUUUUUCCUGCUGUUUUGUAGGAUUUUUUUUCAAGGAAGGAGUUUUCGGCAAAUGCAUGCCUAACGACGUCAAGUCUGAGCCGUUACGCCACAUCAGCUUUUGUGGGCUUCACAUGUCAUAAUCGUCAUCAAAACGACCAAAACAGCCAACUAGUGUUUUUUGCAAAAAAUUAAAAAAAAUUAGUGAUUUUUGGCAGAAUUCCAUAGACUUGUGGUUCGUGUAAACCUAGCCUUCAAUGUCGAUGUUUCGUGCAAUUCACUCACCUCCACCUCUUCUUCAGCACGGUGCUCAACCACUUCGGGCUCGCCCCGGGCCAGCUCGCGCCUAACGGCUGGCGCGCCCUGGCGGGCUUCGUCGUGCUCUCCCACUUGGCCGGCGUCGAGCCGUCGCUAGCCGUGUUCCGGCACUUCUUCGCGCUGCGCCUGUGUCCGCCGCACAGGUUCUACAGCUUCCGCGGCAAGGAUGCUGCCGGCCUGCUCUUCGGCCGGAUUCGCAGGACAAUGCGGGGUUGGAAGGAGGAGUUCUUCUUCUUGGAGUCGUCGGCGCCGUGGCCGUGCCCCGUGGAGUGGGGGGAGCCUUCCAGGUCCUCCACCAUGGAUCCGGCCCUCACCGUCGAGGAGAAGGCCGUGGCGGAGAAGCUGCUGUGUGCUCGAGGGAGUUCUCCGAUCGAUCUCAGCACGUAUCUCCACAACCGCAACAUGGCCGCGGCCAAGAUCAUCGGGGCACCAUCACGGCCGCCAACUCCUCAAGGCGCGCCUGUUGUUGUCGCCACGGAGGACAUUCUGGCAGAGAAGGCAGCAACGGCCGCGGCCGCGCGCGCGUCGGCGGGGAAGGUGACGGUGAAGAGCGAGCCGGACUGCAAGGCGCCUCCUUGUGCGCUGUCGCUUGGGAAGAGAAGGAAGCUGGAGAAGGACCCAGCGGUCGACGGCGAGAGCUCGGCGUCGGACCCCUCUUGCCCGCCGGGCUUCUCCUCCACCCGCUGGAAGCCGCCGUCCGGGACAAGCAAGGAUGGUGAAGAACGGCAGUGCGCGCUCCAGCAGCACCGCGACGGCUGCUGCAGGGCACCAUCACGCCGUCCCGGGGGCGCGAGCUCGCCGCCUCCAAGCCGGCCGACGUCGUCGCCUCAAGCUACGUGUCAUUGUUACAGGGUGCGCAGGCGGCGAACGAGGUGGCAUUCUCGCUGGGGCACGCUCUGGAGCUGGAGGAGAAGCUGAGGGCGCGCGAGCGCGAGGCGGACACGCUCCGGGAGGAGCUGGGCAGGAAGACGAAGGCGCUGGAGCACGACGGCGCCGUCGCGGACGCGCUGCGGGCGGAGCUGCGCAAGGCGAUGGCCAAGCUCGCCGAGUCCAAGGCGGACGCGGAAACGGCGGAGCGGCGUGGGUACGAGCGCGGCAUGGAGGACAUGAAGCGCGCCGCGCUGCGCCGCCACCUGAAACUCGACCCGGCACGGCUUGUCGUGCCUCUCCACGGUCCCCCAUAGCUGCGGUGACCGCCUGACCGCCAGGCCGGCCACGGCCAGAGCGCACGUCGAUCGAUCUGCGUGUGUGUGCCUAUGGCUGUCAUCUGCAAUUCUCACUUUGGUUUCACAUGGAUCUUGGCAAUGCAUCAGAGGAUCUUCAUCUCUAAAUUUUAUUAGUCGUCAAACA
This is a messenger RNA of Triticum aestivum (bread wheat), 1689 nucleotides long. RefSeq lists its product as uncharacterized. NCBI's taxonomy places the organism in Eukaryota, Viridiplantae, Streptophyta, Magnoliopsida, Poales, Poaceae. Bases 544 to 1257 code for a protein of 237 amino acids. The transcript is spliced from 3 exons. The record is from RefSeq and is a predicted model, not a curated record.